AUGAUUCAGGGAAUUAGUGAUAUUGAGAGCAAUGAUAAGGCAAUUAAAGAGGCAAAUAAGGAACUUGGCACUGAAGUCACGGCUCUAGGUAAGUGGGGUGAGGCCGCCAAGGAUGUUAUCACCAAGGCGGAGGUGAAGUGUGACAAAAUUCUGGAGAAAGUUAAGACAGAUGCUCAAGGCCCGAUUUAUAAGCAAGCUCAAAUAUUAAAAGAGAAGAGAACAGAGCUUUAUAAUGCUGCGAAGUUGGCCAAGCAGGCUGUUGAGGCUCAAGUAAAAUCGGCCUUGCAGGCUGUUGUAAAAAUGGACAAAAGUCUUAAGAUGGAUUUGAAGAAAGUUAAGGAGGAGAUUAAGGAUGGGAUUGCGGAGGUGAUUCAGAAGUUGAAAGUUACUGAGUUAGAUUCUUUGGUGAAGAUUGAUUUGGGGACGUUGAGGAAGAGGAUUAGUGAUCUAAAAGAUAAAGUUACAGACUCUGCUGGCGAUGGAAAUGGAAACAUCGUCGGCAAGCAGUUAGAGGACCUUAAAGAUAAGUAUGCUACGCUGGAUAAAAUUACUCAUAAUGGUGAAAAAUCAAUCGUGUCUCUGACUGCGGGACUUGAAGGUAAGUUUAAGGAUAAUAUCCAACAGCCGCUUAGCGAAGAGGUCAAUAGAGUUUACGCGGCGAUUGGUAAGGUUGGUGAGAAGUUUGAAGGUAAGAGUAAUAUUGAAGGAAUUUUCAGACAUAUUAAAGAUAGGGUUGGGGAGAUUAAGGGGGAGUCAGGGCAAAAAAAGAGUAAAUGGUAUCUUGAAGAUGGUUCAGGUCUCCUUGGCAUUGAGGGUGCGAUAAAUCAUUAUUUUGAGGCGUUUUCCACUGGGCAUGAUUUUAAAUGGAAAAUAGUUAAAGGCUGGCUGGAUGAUAUGUUGCCGCACAACGGCGUGGUGAAAAAGAUACUUAAGGGGCUAGGGUGGGAUGAGAAGAGAGGCGAUUUUCUGCCGACUGCGUUUAAUGUGAACCAUAGUCUGACGGAGAAAAUUAGGGACACGCAGAAUCUUAGCACAGAAAUUCAGAAAGGCGUUGACGUGUUCAAAGGUCAACAAUCCACCGCCGGCAUUCAAGAAAAAAUUAAAGCUGUCAAAACAGCCUGCGAGACGUUCGCUGACGCUCUGGAUGAGAAGCUCAAGAACUCGGGAAAUGGAAUAGUCUCUGAGGUUAAGGGUGUGGAGGGGCUGAAGAAAAGCGGCGUCCAAGACCCCAAAUGCAUCUGCGACUGCUAUAAUUGCAACUACUAUGGUGGAGAAGGGUGUGCCAAGAAAGCUGCCGCCGAAUUGAUCAUGUGCGCACUCACCGCUGUGUCCCGGCAGGUGGGCAAGGAGGUUGAUUCCCUUAUGCUCGCCGACUACAGGAUGGGCGGCAAGGGCAGUAAUAUGAACAUCGCAAAGGCGUUGGAUCAAGCUGUUGCAGCGACAAACAAGCUUCACGGUCAGCUCACCGCGGCGACUGCUACCAACCAAGGCACCGACCCAAAUGUAAGCCCCGCCCAAGCCGUGGACAAGAGGUUGGAGGCAGUGAGGGAUGAGGUGAAUACCAACAUUACGAAUAAGUUUAAAAGCAAUGUAAUAAACCAACUUGAGAUUGAGGUCAAGAAACUUCCCGACGCCGUUAAAGAGUUCGACGAGAAAGCUCAAGCACAGAUCAAGGCUGCGGCCAAGAAGGCUAUCACAGAGGCGGCUGGGCAGAUUAAGGAAGCUAAUGGUAAAAUAGAGUUUAAUGACGAUUUUAUGAAACAGUUUAAGGAAACCUACGAACCGAUCAAAACUGAUUUACAAAAACAACUUGAGCAAAAAGUUUAUGACCAGUUACCUAAGGCCGGCGGUACAAAGGAAAAUACCCAUGUCAAACUCCAAGGUGCUCCCAACAUUAAUAGUUAUAAUGGUCACGUUGGUCGAAAACACAUUGAAGACCUCAAGAGCGGUGAUACCCUAAAAGGCAUUAAAAGCGGAGGCUCUCUUCCACUGGCGAUCGGGAAGAUCACAAGUGAUGCGAUGGCAGGCCCUUUUGCCUGA
This is a messenger RNA of Babesia ovata, 2040 nucleotides long. Its product is annotated as Extracellular matrix-binding ebh, putative. The transcript has a single exon. The record is from RefSeq and is a predicted model, not a curated record. The coding region runs from base 1 to 2040 and encodes 679 amino acids. NCBI's taxonomy places the organism in Eukaryota, Apicomplexa, Aconoidasida, Piroplasmida, Babesiidae.